Messenger RNA from Python bivittatus (Burmese python), 2459 nucleotides. RefSeq names its product LSM12 homolog (gene LSM12). The record is from RefSeq and is a predicted model, not a curated record. NCBI's taxonomy places the organism in Eukaryota, Metazoa, Chordata, Lepidosauria, Squamata, Pythonidae. Gene Ontology annotation, molecular function: RNA binding.
UCCCCGCGCCUUCCCUUCUGCCACUUCGGCGAAGGCUGCAGAGGCGCAGCGGGGGCGCGAAGGGUGCCGCCGCUGCGGCCUGGGCCUGAAACAAGAUGGCGGCCCCGGGCGAGUACUUCAGUGUGGGCAGCCAGGUGUCGUGCCGGACUUGCCAGGAGCAGCGGCUGCAAGGCGAGGUGGUGGCUUUUGAUUACCCCAGCAAGAUGUUGGCGCUCAAAUGCCCUUCCUCAAGUGGUAAACCUAACCAUGCAGAUAUCUUGCUUAUAAAUUUACAGUAUGUAUCAGAAGUGAACAUAAUUAAUGACCGCACAGAAACACCCCCACCUUUAGCUUCACUCAAUGUUAGCAAGCUUGCAAACAAAGCACGGACUGAGAAGGAAGAAAAGCUGAGCCAAGCGUAUGCAAUUAGUGCUGGGGUCUCUUUGGAAGGACAGCAACUAUUCCAGACUAUACACAAGACUAUUAAAGAGUGUAAAUGGCAAGAGAAGAAUAUAGUUGUGAUGGAAGAAGUUGUCAUUGCCCCUCCAUACCAGGUGGAAAACUGUAAAGGCAAAGAAGGGAGCGCCCUAAGUCAUGUACGCAAAAUAGUCGAGAAACAUUUUAGAGAUGUCGAAAGCCAAAAGGUGAUGCAGCGUUCACAAGUCCAGCCAACACAGAAGGAAAGCGCCCUCUCAUCCUGAGUCCCGCCUGCCCUUCCUGGUUGCGACAGAUUGCUCCUGCGGGGGGUGGGGGUGGGGGGAAACCCUUCGAACACGCAGCAGCAGAUGACACAGACUUCUUCAAAAGAGGUCAGGGGAGGGCAGGGGGGAUCCACUUCUAUGUCGUGGCUACCCUGUAAUGAUGGGACCCACAGCUUCUGAACUUUAGACUUCAAAGACAAAAACAAGAGAAUAAUUUAAAAACUCAUUCAUUACUUGACUAACAGACUCUUUACUUUUUGCCCACCAGGUUUCCCCCCUAGAACAGUCAGCUGUCUUGUAUUUGAGGUUUUUCUCCCUCCCAGAUUUUUUUUCUGCUUUACUGAAAUCAAUUCCAUGCGACCCCUGUUCCUGCUGUAUGCUAGGAGAAUUCAGCUCCCUAGUUGUCCUAUUAAAAAGAAAAAAGAAUAGAGGAAACAGAAAGUAAUGAGCUGACUGUGGUGAUGUAAUUGGGACUUUUCUGUGACUGGCGAUCUCAUUUUGGUUUUUGUUUGCACAGGGCAAGGCUUGAAUUAGCCUUAUUUUUCUUAUCUCGAAAUAUAUAUAUAAUAAAUAUAUAUAUAUAUAAAAUAUCCUUUAAAUAUUUUUCUGCUUCUUGCAGUACUCAGAAUUGGGAUCAUGGCAGAAAAAAAAAAUCCAUGCUUGUUAACAAUCAAGCCUUCUGCAGUUGGUAUUUUUAGGUAUAAUUCAGAAGAUCAGAUGUCUGCUGAAGCUUGGACUUCAGUGGGCCACACCCUAUUGAAAAUGCAUACCUAGGGUACAAGGUUCUCCCAUUUGGUCUUUCCACAAGUUUUAUCUUGUACAUUAUAUUGCCACAAAUCUGAGCUCUGCUAAUACCACUGGAUUAGAAACUGCUAACCAACACUACAGAUCAUACUGUUAGAAUCAUUCUAACUUCAGAGGCAUGAAAACUAGAUUUCAUAGCUUCCUCUUGGUCAUGUACUGUUCUACUGACCACAGCAAAGCACACCAGGAUUUUCUGUAGUAAGGGUUGCUCGGGUGAAACAUAGGAGGAACAAUCUGUAUAUUGUCCGUAGUGACCUAGCUGGGGCUGGGGAGGGGCAUGAAGGUUUGGGCUGAAUUCACAUAUGAUUGUGCUCAGUCCUGCAUUGGCCUUUUGUCCAUGGAAAUAAAGCAUCUGAACUGGCAGGAUAAUAGAACAGCCUCAGUGGGAUUUUCCCCUGCAGCAUAGUAAAAGCAUCCUUCCAGUGGCGUACAGCUGUGUCCAUGGGCAUCUGCAGGGGGGCAAAGAAGCAAAUAACGUGUGUGUUCUGGUACAAAUGAUGCACCUCGUGUACCUGUAUAAGAUGUCAUGAUGCAAGUAUAUCAUCUGUAUGUCACAUGACAUGUUUUGACAUCAUGGCUUAUUAUGGAUAGUGCUGUCUGCAUAACUCUUAAAAGGACAGGUUACUUCAGCUUCUCUGUUUGAAUAUGUUGGAGAUCAGAGGCAGUAGCUGUAGUUCUGGGAAUCCAAGCAUAAUAUAAUAAAAUAAUCUCCUGGCGGGGGGGGGCUAUAGGGUCACUUGGAGACACUGGCCAAAAAGUAGUAUUCCUGUCCAUAACUCUGCUGUACAGCUCUCAACUAAAUUGUCAAAAUGUUCAGCAUUUGUAUGAUUUGCUUCUCCUGGACUUGCUGCUCUCAGGGUCCUUGAUAAGUAUCCUUGGUUUGGAAAUACAUUUUUGGCAGAUAUAUGGGAUAUAAAGUUAAACUUAACAGAGGAUGGGGGGUUGUGGUUGGGUUGGUUUUUUUUUUUUUUUUUU